UUUAAUGAAUUUUCAUAAAAUUUCAUCAUUUUUCAAUUUAAAAACUAUUAAAAACUAAUAAAAAAUUAAAAACGAACAAAAUUUAAUUAAAAAUCAUGAACAUCCAAAAGUAUUUCUGCUGUUUUGAGGACUUAAAAUUAUGGACCGGAAAUGAUAAAAAUGUUGAUUCUCAUGAAGAAAAUUUACAAAAACUUCGAAAAACCCUUCCAGAUGACGUUCACGAUACGGAAAAUAGUUCAACUUUUACCUAUGCAAGCUCAUUAUUUGAAUCCGUGAUACGAAUUGUGACAAAUUUCAAUCUCGAUACAUUAGAUGAGAGCAAAGAACAACUCAUAAGUGUCAAUAACUUCAAUUUGCUCAUAAAAAUUAUCCAAGAAGCAGUUUAUUAUGGCAUUAAUCCGUACUUACCUGAGUUUUUCGUGCUCAAAAUGCAAAUUUCUGUUCCAAAAAGUACAAAAGUUGAAUCAAAAUUGUCAGAAGAAGUCAAACUGGAACGCCUGAAACACUCAACAAGUGCUUUGAAGAUCAUUUUCAGUGCGAAACGGAUUCAAGCUUGUUCAUCUUUGGAAAUUUCUUUGAUAGAACUUUUAUAUUGCCUUUUUCAUCUUGAAUCCAAAGGAAUUUCUUUGUUGGAUAAAGGAGCUGCUUUGAAAGGAAUUUAUGCGAACUCCAUGCUUUUGUGUCAUCAGCUAAUGUUGCUCAAAGGACUUCCCGGAAUGCCCAAAGAUAUUUGUUUGAUGCUCCAUAAAGCACUUUUGAUCCAAUUGAUGGAAAAAGGAGGCUUUGAGAUACUCGCGAGACUCUUGAUGACUCAAGCUGGAGGCAAAAAAGGAAGCAGCGAAUGGCAAUUGUACGAAAUUAUCAGCAAUAUUGUCGCUUUUAAGGGACACAAGAAGGAUUUUCAUGAAAAUAUGCUUUGCCAAGUGACGGAUUUCUUGAAAUCCUGUGUUGGAGUCCCGGAUUUGAAGAGUUUCGUGCCUCUUUGUGUCACUUGUUUGAUGAAAUUUGCAAGUCUCAAUGAGGAGUUGGAGAAAAAAGUUGCAGAAAAGUUACUUUUAUGGCUUGAAAAGUUAAUUGAACCUGAAGAAACUCUCGCAGGAACGAUUUUGAUGAGUGAAACAGACUUCAAUGAUGAACUUUUGUUACUGAAUUCGUGUUUUUCGAAGAGUACGAUAAAUGUAUUGCCAUCUAAGAUGCUGCUUCCUUAUUACAAAGUCCUGUUUAAGCUUCAUUUCUUGUUAGAAGAUCCUCAAAAGUCAAUUUUAACGCCGAUUUUGACAAAUUUCAUCAAUAAUCGUGAAUCUUCUGAACUGAAAUCGAUCAUUAAAGGCAUUUUAUUUGAUGAAGAUGAACAAAGAAAAGCUCCGUUUGACAGAAUUUCCGUUAAAAAGUCAUCUGAAGGCGUUUCUCUCAUCAUUUGUGCUCAAGAUGAAGUCCCUUACGUCGAUAUCGCAUCGAAUUUCAGUCAAUUUUUGAUUUCUUCGAAAAAUAUGUUGCUUGUGAACGACGUUUUCAUCCAUCUUUUGGAGAUUUUGGGCGCUGAGAUUUCAAUUAAUGAGAAAAAUCCUUCAAAAGGCGAUUUAUUGUUCGAAGACGACACCGAAAUCGGUCAAUUAUUGUCCUCAAAGUUCAUGAAACGCCUCGUUUUGAUCGAAGUUCUUCAAACUCUCAUCAAUUGUAAACAAUUUCAGGCUCACAUCAACAACGAUCCUCGUAAAUUAUUGAAUUUCGUGAAGGAAAUGCUCUCGAAUGAGAUGAAAAAUGUCAAAAAAUCAACCGAAAAUCAAGAAAUCACGAUGUUACUGUUGACGAUCUUCAAAGAACUCCUGAAUUGCGUUCGAAACAAACAAAUCGAAGCAGAAAUGAUGAAAUUUUUGAAGGAAAUUGAACGUUCAGCUCAUUCAAAUCCUGAAAUCACGUCACAUCUCAGUGCGUUAUUCUCGGAUUUGGGUCUUGAAAAGAAAAAUUCAACAGAAUCUCAAUAUCAAGCAGCUAUGGAGCUCCUUAAUUCGCCUGAAGUUUACUUAAAAGUCUAUGGAAUCCAAAAUUUUAUCAAGCUAAUUAACGAAAAAGAUGCUGAAGCGAUCGCUAAUAAGCAUAUUUUGCUCGUACUUGCAUUAAAAAACCUCAAAAUCGAAGAAAGUUAUGCUUAUUUGAACGUAAUUCGAUUAAUUCUUGCUUUAACGAACAUCAUGGAGUCAGAAGUAAUCGAAGCGUUAAUUGCUGAAUUUGAAAAUAACGAAUUGGAUGUCGAUUUUAGGAUGAAAAUUGGAGAAACGACAGUUAAAAUUGCCGAAGCUCUUGGUCCAAUCACGUAUAAAUACAGAAAAGAGCUUGUGAAUUGCUUUUUACGAGGAGCAACAAGCGAAAAACCUGAGUUACGAGCUUCGAGUUUGUCGAAUAUGGGCAGUAUUUGUCGAAUUUUGACGUAUCAAGUUGCAAAUUUCUUCCAAGAGAUUCUGUUGAUAAUUCAUCAAACUCUUCAAACGGAAACAUUCCUUCCAGCACGGAGAUCAGCAGUUAUGAUACUUUCUGACUUUCUCAAAGGCAUGCAGAAGCUCAUCGACUAUCAAGAAUGCCUUUUGCCAAUAUAUCGCACUUUAAAAUACGUUCUUCAGACAGAAACUGACGAAGUUACAAGAAUUCACGCUGCUUUAAGCAUCGAAACUUUGAAUGAAAAGGUCAAGGAAAUGCUUGUCGGAGAAUUUUUUCAUCCUGAAAUCCAAAUUAACGUUAAAAAUGUCGCUGAAAAGAAACAAAUUGACGUUAAAUAUAAGUGAAAAACUUUUUUUUUACAUAAUUUUU
Molecule: messenger RNA, 2805 nt
Organism: Culicoides brevitarsis
Lineage: Eukaryota; Metazoa; Arthropoda; Insecta; Diptera; Ceratopogonidae
Gene: Tango6
Product: transport and Golgi organization protein 6
Exons: 3
Coding region: 96-2780 (894 amino acids)
Biological process (GO): protein secretion
Source: RefSeq, a predicted model, not a curated record